AUGACAACGCUGAAGAAGGACGAGAAGAAGGCCUCGAAAAAACCGAAGAAGACGACGACGAUGACGAUCGGCCAGAAAGCAUCCGGUCGUAACGCGAAAACAGUAAAGCCACAGCGGUUGGAGGAGCCAGUAAAGACCGUGUCGAGCAUCGAAUCAGGUAGAACAUAUUACGCUGAAACCCCCGAGUUCCUUGAAGUGACGGAUGAAGAUCGAAGGUACCAUAAGAUAGUCGUUAACGUCGAGGAAAAUGACUCGGACGACCUGACGGCGGUCUCGAGAAAAUCGAGCGGGAAGUUCGAACGGAAAGCCUCGUUCCGUCAGAAAAUCGGGUCGCUGAUAAGGGGCAGUGCCGAGUUACCGGCGGCGAUAAACCGCGGGCUGCAGCCGAUCAGGCGAAGCCUGAGCUUCAGCAAGGAUUUGAACCGUCUUCACGAGCCCUCGAAGCCCAUCAGGACCACCAGCGUGCAAUGGUAUAACAGUUUAGUGUCUCUGGCGGAGGAUGAAUGUCUCGACGAGCUGGACACAACCCCGAAACGGAACAUCGAGGACCAUCAUCCACCGAAGGCACAAGUCACCAGGACGCAGAGUCUCAUCGACACGAAUUUCGUCAGAAGCGCAAGGCGACGGGUGAACGAGCUGCUGAGCAAAACCGCCCCGUACGGACGACACAGCGAUCACUAUGACUCCACAAUAGAUUUGAGUAAUCCACCCUGCGAGGCGAGCAGUCUUCCCGCCCUCGCGAGCGCGGAUGAUCUCAACAACGAGCUGAAGUCCCUCCGCGAAAGGGAGCAACAGGUCAGGAGCGAAUGGAGGAACCUGAAAGUUGCCGUCCGAAAUUUGUCCCAGCUGCACGUCGGACAAUCCGCUGGGAAGCAUCAUUCGGUGCGUUCGAGGUCGUUGACCCAGCUGGACGCUCUGGGCAACAGUAUGCUGGACACGGGUGAGCAUCAUCUGGGGAGUGGUACCUCGCAGCAGCAACCCCAUCAGCUUCACCAGCAUUAUCAACCGCAGCAACUGCAACACCACCCCCAAAAUGUCGAAGCCAGUCCGCGUUUUCUGGUUCCCAAUGCGACGUCGAUCGAGUCCACGCACCAGAAUCGCACCAAACACAAACUGUCGCGGUCGCAGGUAUCCAGCAGCGAGUAUUUCAGCAUCAGCUUCGACCUAUCAGAGGACCCGGGAUCCCUGGACCGGGACGAGUUCCUACCCGCCACGAAAGGGACCUGUUUGGCGGAGGCACUGAAUGCCACGUGCGAGAGACGCGGUAUCGACCUAUCACGCAUCGAAGUAUACGACGGUUUCUCGACGCCGUUACCGAUUCUGACGACGGACACGUCGAGUCUCGGCGGGAAACACCUCAGAAUAACAGUCAAAGACGCCGAGAAAACGAAUUCAAGACCGACGGUUCAGAGGGUCAGCACCCAGAGCGUGUCGUUGAGGAAAACCGGAGGGAGUUAUCGGAGUCGGAGCGGUCGUUUCUUCAGCGUCUCGACGGAGGACUCGAGCGUCGACUCCGAGGUGAGCAGCAGCACCACGAUCACGUCUGGUCGGAGUUCCGCUGGGGCUGCGGGGCACAAGACCAGCAAACAACGAUGGAGCGGUUUCUUCACGAACACGAAGGGCAACAAGCUGGACCUUCUCACCGCCCAACUGGACGAAUACAAUAAGCACGGUGUGCCGAGGCUCGCGGACAUUCAGAUGCCCUACGAGCUCACACUUAACGAAGAUGCCUUGUAUAGCUUAGAGGAAGACUGGCGCGACAUUGUACACAACUCGGAUCAACUUUCGGAGAAACAGCAACAACAGCAGACUGCUUUGUGGGAGUUAGCUCAAACAGAGGUGGCCUAUAUUAGGACCCUGAAGGUUGUAACGGACUUAUUCAUGGCGUGCCUCUGCAGCCUGCAGGCCUCGAAUAUCCUGAUCGAGGUCGACAGGAGCAAGCUCUUCAGCAAUAUCCCCGAGAUCUAUUCAGCGAACCGUUACUUCUGGACCGAGUACGUCCUGAUGAUGGUGAACGCCUCGAGAUCCACUGGGCAGCUACUCGACUCUGGUCAUUUGUUACAAGGUUUCGAGACCUUCGAACAAACGUUCGCCCCGUACACCAGAUAUUGCGCUGAACAAAGCAGGUGUCAACAGUACUGUAGGGACCGGCUGAACGAUAAUCAACUGUUCACCGUCUAUCUAGUGUGGUGCGAGACACAGAAGGACUGCAAUCGAUUGAAGCUGCUCGACAUACUGGUAAAGCCUAUGCAGAGGCUGACCAAGUACUCCCUUCUCCUCAAGGCCGUUCAGAAGAACACGGAGAACGAGGAACAACGGGCGGAACUGAUUCAUAUGAUCAAAUCCGUAGACGACUUCGUGGCAUCCGUGAACGCUGCCCUGAAGAGAAACGAGGAAACGGCCCGACUAGCCACCGCCGCGUCUCGCAUAGAGAACUACGACGUGGUCGAGUCACGUGACGAGGAAUUAGAGAAAUUGAUUAAGAUUCACAGCACGUUCGACAUCACCACAGCUCCGAUGCCUGGCUGUCCGAAAGACACUCUCAGAGUGCUUCUCCGCGAGGGUGACUUGAAACUGAGGGACGCUGCGAGUAGCAAGACGGAAGUCCAUAUAUUGUUGCUAACGGACAUGUUACUGAUCUGCAAACCGUCGACCAAGAAGACCUCUUCCAGUGGUUUGGCUGGAUCUGUCGGCGGUGGUUUGAAGAUCAUAAGGCAACCAUACGUGAUCGAUCGUAUCCGGAUACACGAGCUAAAGGAGCCAUCUAGCUUGGGAUUGAUCUAUCUGAACGAGUACGGGGCAGCGUCGGCUGCCCUGGUUCUCAGCGCUGGAGAAUCAAAAUUGGCCAAGUCUUGGAUGGAAUCCUUAAGAAAAGCUCAACAACAGUUUGCCUUGAUGAAACUGCCACCCCUUGGCAACACGUUAAAUUUGAACUUGGGAACGGUCAGCAGACAGCCUAGCACCUUCCUAGGUGACGUCGAUUUAGAGGGUGAUGAAUGCGAGACGAUUUUGAAAACACCUAGAGGAAGUAGCAGGGCGUCACGAGUGAGCAGUCUUGCUCACAGUCACAGUGGAAGUAUAGAGAUGGAAGGCGUUUCUCCAGGAAGCAGCAAUUUCGUACCGAGCUACAAUCCAAGUAGGAAUGUUAGCGUCGAGACUAACGAACCACCUCGCGCCUCGAGCGUGUCCUCCGAGGAAGGUGGUGAACCUUCCGGUCACAAUCACAGACCCAUGCAAAUCAGUCCUAACAAAUUUGAUAACAGACGAUAUCUGCUGAGUAAAUCACCGACGCCGAACACACUCAGUGUCCAAGUGCCAGCGUAUUCUAGCUUAGGCCAAUCGCUGCCGAACCUGACAUUGGCCACCUCGCCGCAAACGUCGACAGUGUCACCGACACCGCCGAACUCGCUUCUUAUCGUUCCCCAAAUAACAAAGAGCAAGGACACUCUGCUCUCGCCAGGGCAUCGAGGUAUCUCGUAUCCACCGCCAUCGCCCCCGAGAGGGGCACUAAGAAGGGCUGUAGCGAUUCCACAAUCGCGAAAUCCGCCACUUGUUAAAACGAGACACAUAAGCACGUCUGUGACACAGACGAUUCAACCGACGAUGAACCUGGACACGGAGGCGAUCGAGGAGAGGCGUAAAAGGCUGGAACCUUCGCACCGGAUGCCAUCGACGAGCAGCAUCGCGGAGGAAAAGGUUAACAGCUUUGAUCUGUGAUCAAUCGAUCGACGAUCUGCGACAAUAUCAACCGUAUAAG
This is a messenger RNA of Dufourea novaeangliae, 3757 nucleotides long. Its product is annotated as pleckstrin homology domain-containing family G member 5. Gene Ontology annotation, biological process: endothelial cell migration; Rho protein signal transduction. Gene Ontology annotation, molecular function: guanyl-nucleotide exchange factor activity. The transcript is spliced from 19 exons. Gene Ontology annotation, cellular component: plasma membrane; endocytic vesicle; axon. Lineage: Eukaryota; Metazoa; Arthropoda; Insecta; Hymenoptera; Halictidae. The record is from RefSeq and is a predicted model, not a curated record. The coding region runs from base 1 to 3717 and encodes 1238 amino acids.